Messenger RNA from Coregonus clupeaformis (lake whitefish), 4182 nucleotides. Its product is annotated as potassium voltage-gated channel subfamily H member 1. The record is from RefSeq and is a predicted model, not a curated record. NCBI's taxonomy places the organism in Eukaryota, Metazoa, Chordata, Actinopteri, Salmoniformes, Salmonidae. Gene Ontology annotation, molecular function: delayed rectifier potassium channel activity. Gene Ontology annotation, biological process: regulation of membrane potential; potassium ion transmembrane transport. Gene Ontology annotation, cellular component: membrane. The transcript has 13 exons. Bases 484 to 2865 code for a protein of 793 amino acids.
CCAGUGUGAAGUGCAAGCUAUAGCUGUGUUCUUUUCCCGGAAUCCACUGCGCAAAAAAAUCUAAUUUCCAGUCAGUUUUCCAUUUUUGUAAUUCCUAUUUCGUUUUUUUGGGUUUCAGUAGAAGGCCUAACGUGUGCUUCAUUGCCUAAACGCAGGGCUGUUAGUAGCCUACUCCGUAUUCGUUCACGCGAUUGUGGGGGUGGGGGUACCCGUGUGGGGUACCCAUGUGCAAAGAUGCGAGACGAGAGACAGGUGAUGCGCUCUCUGCAUGCAUCCCGUCUACAACAGGGGGAGCACAGCCACGGAACGAGCGGUCGAACAGCAUGAGGUGAGAGAUUCUUCCGCUCAUCAUAUCUAAGCAGAAAUGGGACCAUGAAAGCAGAAGACAGGAGAUUUGAGCAGCUGUAUCAUCCUACGGAUACUUCAGGCAUUCGUUCACUCUAAAAGCGUUCACUUCUUACCGACGUUGAAUGACGAGGCGGAAUGGCAGGUGGACGUCGAGGACUUGUGGCCCCACAAAACACUUUUCUCGAGAACAUCGUCCGACGAUCCAAUGAUACCAACUUUGUUCUGGGCAAUGCCCAGAUUGUGGACUGGCCCAUUGUGUACAGCAACGACGGCUUCUGCAAGCUCUCCGGUUACCACCGUGCUGAGGUCAUGCAGAAGAGUAGCACCUGCAGUUUCAUGUAUGGGGAGCUUACAGACAAGGAGACGGGUGAGAAAGUGCAACAGACCUUUGAGAAUUAUGAGAUGAAUUCGUUCGAAAUUCUCAUGUAUAAGAAGAAUCGGAUGCCGGUGUGGUUCUUUGUGAAGAUCGCUCCUAUCAGGAAUGAGCAGGACAAGGUGGUGUUGUUUCUGUGCACCUUCAGUGACAUCACUGCAUUCAAACAGCCCAUUGAGGAUGACUCUGUGAAAGGAUGGGGUAAAUUUGCUCGGCUCACCCGGGCCCUGACGAGCAGUCGGGGAGUGUUGCAGCAGCUGGCGCCCACCGUCCAGAAGGGCGAGAACGUCCACAAGCACUCUCGUCUGGCUGAGGUCCUCCAGUUGGGCUCAGACAUCCUCCCACAGUACAAGCAGGAGACGCCUAAAACUCCUCCCCACAUCAUCCUCCACUACUGCGCCUUCAAGACCACCUGGGACUGGGUCAUCCUCAUCCUGACCUUCUACACAGCCAUCAUGGUGCCCUACAACGUCUCAUUCAAGACCAAGCAGAACAACGUCACCUGGCUGGUGGUGGACAGCAUCGUGGAUGUCAUCUUUCUGGUGGACAUCGUGCUCAACUUCCAUACCACAUUUGUGGGGCCAGCCGGAGAGGUCAUCUCGGACCCCAAGCUGAUCCGGAUGAACUACGUCAAGACGUGGUUCGUCAUCGACCUGCUCUCCUGCCUGCCGUAUGACGUCAUCAACGCCUUCGAGAACGUUGACGAGGGCAUCAGCAGUCUCUUCAGCUCCCUCAAAGUAGUCCGUCUGCUCCGCUUGGGCCGGGUGGCCCGUAAACUGGACCACUACAUUGAGUACGGUGCCGCUGUCCUGGUCUUGCUGGUGUGCGUCUUUGGCCUGGCCGCCCACUGGUUGGCCUGCAUCUGGUACAGUAUCGGCGACUACGAGGUCAUCGACGAGAACACCAACAGCGUGAGGAUGGACAGCUGGCUCUACAUAUUGAGCGAAUCGGUGGGGACGCCAUACCGCUUCAACGCCAGUGGCUCCGGGAGGUGGGAGGGCGGGCCUAGCAAGGACUCGGUCUACAUCACUUCCCUCUACUUCACCAUGACCAGCCUGACCAGCAUCGGCUUCGGCAACAUCGCCCCCACCACCGAUGGAGAAAAGCUCUUCGCCGUGGCAAUGAUGAUGAUCGGAUCGCUCCUGUAUGCCACCAUCUUCGGUAAUGUGACCACCAUCUUUCAGCAGAUGUACGCCAACACUAACCGCUACCACGAGAUGCUUAACAGCGUCCGCGACUUUCUCAAGCUUUACCAGGUGCCCAAGGGCCUCAGCGAACGCGUCAUGGACUACAUUGUCUCCACAUGGUCCAUGUCUAGAGGCAUCGAUACAGACAAGGUGUUGCAGAUCUGCCCCAAGGACAUGCGGGCGGACAUUUGUGUCCAUCUUAACAGAAAGGUGUUCAAGGAGCACCCAGCCUUCCGACUGGCGAGCGAUGGGUGCCUACGGGCCCUGGCCAUGGAGUUCCAGACCACCCACAGCGCCCCCGGGGACCUCAUCUACCACGCGGGCGAAAGCGUAGACAGCCUCUGCUUCGUGGUAUCCGGAUCCUUGGAGGUCAUCCAGGACGAUGAGGUUGUGGCCAUAUUAGGAAAGGGGGACGUGUUUGGGGACAUCUUCUGGAAGGAGGUGACCCUAGCCCAGGCUUGCGCCAACGUUCGGGCCUUGACCUACUGCGACCUCCACGUCAUCAAGCGUGACGCUCUGCAGAAAGUUCUGGAGUUCUACAUGGCCUUCUCCAACCACUUCUCCCGCAACCUGCUGCUCACCUAUAACCUCAGAAAGAGGGUUUCCCAAGGGGACGCUACUGAGAAGCUGGCUCACCAAGUCCCGGCCGAGACUGCUGCUGCUCAUCGCGGGGUUGAAAAGGCCUCAGGUGACCCUCAUGCGGAGGAAAAGGAUGAAGCGCACAAAAGUAGCAAAGGCCACGUAAGCGAACCUGCAAUCGAAUGCCGCAUUUCACUUGAGGCCUUGGCAAAGAGGAUCUCCCCACCUGAGUUAGAUAUGAAAGACGAAGACAUGGAAGAACUACGUUUUGAAUCUUUGUCAAAGCAACGAACUAAAAGCCAAAGCAAACAGAAAUGGGGUUUAGCGUCUUUUGUGAAAACAAGAGAUCUGCAACAGAGAUCUAGACCCCCUGAUUAAUCGAGAUCUUCUCCUACAUUUGUACAUCUCUUCAAAUACACAUUUGUUAUGGUUCAUUAUAGUACAAUGAGUGUGACUUGUACAUUAUUUACAUCCAGUGGCAUACAUUUAGUUGAACAGAACUGACUAUCGCUGUGUUCUUAGGAUAUCUAUUUUCCAGUCAGAGAAUGAUUUGUUUCACAUAUCAAAUUUGUGUUUGAGUGGGUGAAUAAGAAAAUAGUGCCUCUCCAUGGCUAGCAGGUGUAAAUAUCUAAACCACAGUUGGCACACACGAUUAAUGCAACUCUGGGCCAAUGACAGAGUCACCAUUAACAAUCUGACCCAUCAAUUUUCCUUAUUCUACAUAAACCAUCCAAGUUACUUGAAAGGAAAAUUAGGUAAAACCUUGAGGUAAAUAUUCAAAAAUCUAAUUUAAUUGGUCACAUACACGUAUUUAGCAGAUGUUAUUGCGGGUGUAGCGAAAUGCUUGUAUUCCUUUACAAAUAGGUAACAACAAUUCGAGGCAACACUUUAUUACACUCAAAUCAUAAAGCCUACUUUACAAUGCCAUGGACAGGUCAUAGAAAAUAUGUUUGGCAAUUAACAUUUAUUUUGUUAACUACAUUAUCUGAUAAUGCCUAUUGUAUUUAAGUGAAUGGCAAGCUUUCACAAAUCAUGUAUCAUGAAAUAACAUAAACCGCUUUAAAAAAAAUCAGAUGCCCUGCUCAUGACACUGCAAUGUAGUCUUUACUGGUAAGAUUUCAAGUAAAGCAAGUUAAUAUUUUGGUAAAGUUUAUUUUACCAACCCAAGUAAUACACUUUUUAAAAUCAGAAAUCAUUUAUUACAUAAACAUUACAAUUACUUAACCUGGCUAGGAAAAAAAAGUUUGCACCAUUUGAAAGUUAUAGUUAACACAAUUUGUAGAUUUGUUUGUCUUCAUUUUGUAAUCAUAUUGUCAUUUUUGCUACCAUGAGAUGGGAAGCACAAUGUCUCAUCAUACAAAAAUGUAAGUAUCCGUUUUUGACAUUGAUAGCAAUCUUUUAAUAUUUUACAUUAUUGUAUUAAUUUAUCAUCUUUAUACUAAGUUGUCACAUUUCACAUGUAAAUACAUUAACUUUCGUUCCACAAUCUUCACAAAGGACAAAAUUGGAAUAGUCAAAAUUAUAGUAGAGAAUUACUAAACUCUGAUUCAAGCUCAACUUUGGUUUGAACCAUACACAUUUAAAAUUCAUUCAACAAUGUGUCACUCAGAGGAACAUCAGCUUUGUUACUCAUAUUUACUCAUGCUGUAACAAAUGAUUUCUUAAAACAAUAAACUGCCAACUUAAUAUAAAGUG